Messenger RNA from Ochotona princeps (American pika), 1489 nucleotides. Its product is annotated as vacuole membrane protein 1-like. The record is from RefSeq and is a predicted model, not a curated record. Lineage: Eukaryota; Metazoa; Chordata; Mammalia; Lagomorpha; Ochotonidae.
CAACCGGGGUCGGAGCGGCUCCUUAAGACUGAUAUAUGAAAUGGCAGAGAAUGGAAAAAAUUGUGACCAGAGACGUGUGGCAAUGAGCAAGGAACAGCAAAAUGGAAAUUUCACAGAUCUUUCUUCAAUGAAUGAAAAGAAGAGGAGGGAUCGGGAAGAAAGGCAAAAUAUUGUCCUUUGGAGACAGCCACUUACUGCCUUGCAGUAUUUUUCUCUGGAAGUCCUUAUAAUAUUGAAGGAGUGGACCUCAAAAUUAUGGCAUUGUCAAAGCAUUGUGGUGUCUUUUUUACUGCUGCUUGCUGUGCUUAUAGCUACGUAUUAUGUUGAUUUCCCUGAGCCACCCUAUCCUGACCAGAUUAUUUGUACAGAUAAAGAGAAUAUUGAAGGAACAAUUUCUUUGUGGAGUAUCAUCUCAAAAGUUAGGACUGAGGCCUGCAUGUGGGGAAUCGGCACAGCAAUCAGAGAGUUGCCGCCAUAUUUCAUGGCAAGGGCAGCUCGCCUCUCAGGUGCUGAACCAGAUGAUGAAGACAAUCAGGAGUUUGAAGAGAUGCUGGAAUAUGCAGAGACUGCACAAGACUUUGCCUCUCGAGCAAAACUGGCAGUUCAAAACCUGGUGCAGAAGGUUGGACUUUUUGGAAUUUUGGCAUGUGCUUCAAUUCCAAACCCUUUAUUUGACCUGGCUGGAAUAACAUGUGGACAUUCUCUUGUACCUUUUUGGACCUUCUUUGGUGCAACGCCUAUUGGAAAAGCAAUAAUUAAAAUGCAUAUCCAGAAAAUUUUUGUUAUCGUAACAUUCAGCAAGCACAUAGUGGAACAGAUGGUGGCUUUCAUUGGUGCUGUCCCUGGCACAGGUCCGUCUCUGCAGAAGCCGUUCCAGGAGCAGCGGGAGGCCCAGCGGCAGAAGCUUCACCAUAGAAGCAACGAGGGGACACCGCAGGGAGAAAACUGGUUGUCCUGGCUGUUUGAGAAGUUGGUCAUUGUGAUGGUGUGUUAUUUCACUAUCAUUAAUUCCAUGGCACAAAGUUAUGCCAAACGAAUUCAGCAACGCUUGAACUCAGAGGAGAAAACUAAAUAAGCAGAGAAAAAGUUAUUACCUGCCGAAAGUAGAAUGGGUGGGUUCUGUCUUAAAGUGAGAAGAAUCCAAACCAGGAAGGAAAAUUCCCUUUUCCAACCUGUAUCAGUUUUAAAAUCUUAAUUCCUGAAAGCAGUUUAGCCCAUAUGUUGCACUGACAUGCUUGUUGUUGGUUUGUUAAGGUAAGGUAUCCACUCUCCAUUCAGCCCACGUUGUAUUUUAUCAGGGUGAAAUGUGAUGUCACCCUCAAACUUAACAGUAACUGGCCUUCUGUUCCUUACUUUCCAAAGGCCCAUGGGGGACAAUUAGAGAAUUCCCGCCAUACACAAAAAAGUUCCUAAAGAUGUUAAAUAUGUCAAGCUUUUUAGGCUUGUCACAAAUGAUUGCUUCGUUUUUCUAAGUCAUUAAAAUAUAUAU